AUGGAAGAGAAUACUCUAUGGCCAGUGGUUGAGAAAAUAUUCAUCAUUCCCAGGACGAUUAGACUUCUUGGAGCUUACAUUUUAGUUUUGUUUAUUGGAUCAAUCGUAUUCGUAAAACUUGAACAGCCAGCAGAACAAAACAGAUGCUCUCUAGCUCAAGAACAACUUGGUGAAAAAGUUGCGGCCUUUGGAGACUCGUAUUUCUACAAGUUAUCUCUCAAUAAAAAAAUGUGCAAGGGAAUUCGGAAAAUGAAGGAGCAGGGAGGCCUUGGCAGUCAGUUUGCAAAGAGCUCAUCGUUGUUUUACAGCUGGGAGUCAGAAAACUGUUCAAAGGAAUCAUACGAAUUGAUUGUCAAUCAGUUGAUGAGCAAUCCAGAGCUAGAAGAAAACUUCUUCCAGUUGGUCGAAAAGUACAUUGGGAUUCGCCGUUUGAUAAUUUAUCUGCUGACCCAAAUAACAGAACGUUUCAACGAAGAAACGUUAGAGAUAUCUGGAGCGACCUUUCGUGCGCUAAUGGAGGAAUCUGCUUCAGUUGCUAUAGAUAACUAUGUGACUGCAAAGAAUCACUGUCAAAACCAAUGGAAUCUUCAUUCGUCUUUCUUCUUUGCUGGCACCGUGGCGACGACCAUCGGAUAUGGUCACAUGGUCCCUCAGACAGCAGAAGGACGAAGUUUCCUUAUGAUAUUCAUGCUUUUUGGAAUCCCUUUUUUCGCGAUGCUAACUCAGUCCAUCAGUUCCGAAAUCAACAUUCACGUGUUGCAACGCAAAAAGGGUAUCAUUUCACCGUCUUGCGACUAUAUCUUUGGUGGAAUCGUUUUUAUUAUACUCGUGCCAGUGUAUAUUUUCUCUCGGAUAGAAGAAUGGACAUUAUUCGAAGCGCUAUACUUUUCACUCGUUACUUUAUCAACAAUCGGCUUUGGGGAUAUUGUUCCUAGGGAAGAUCCACCAUCAAGCUAUGCAAUUUAUAAGAAGAAUGAAACAAGAUGUCUCAACCACUUGGUGAAUCCUAUGCCUGCACAGCACUCGUAUUUAAACAACCCAUGCGAUGAGACUGUAUUCGCUGAAAAUGCAGAAUUGUAUUUUGACAUUUACAGGGUCUGCAUCUUCUUUUGGAUUAUAUGUGGUCUUGUGUGGCUCGGCGGAAUAAUCAAGUUGAUAUGUAAUAAACUUGCGGAAGAUGUUAGCUCUAGGUCGACGAAAACAGAAUUCACAGUUGCUAAUAAUUCUAUAAGGAAUAAAAUCUGCACAGAAAUAUGA
Oikopleura dioica is the source of this 1257-nucleotide messenger RNA. NCBI's taxonomy places the organism in Eukaryota, Metazoa, Chordata, Appendicularia, Copelata, Oikopleuridae. The record is from the annotation of a GenBank genome assembly.